Pelagomonas calceolata is the source of this 3546-nucleotide messenger RNA. The record is from the annotation of a GenBank genome assembly. NCBI's taxonomy places the organism in Eukaryota, Pelagophyceae, Pelagomonadales, Pelagomonadaceae.
AUGCCGGCCUCGGACCGCCCGCGGCGCAGUGCGGCGGACGACGAGCCGGAGGAGGAGGAAGAAAACAGGCGACCGGUGCGCGCCGCCCGCGGCGCGCGCCGCCGCAUCGUGGAGAGCGACGGCGACGACGACGACUUCGACGCGCCGUCGAUCGACGACGACGACGACGACGGCGACGAGGAAGCGCCGCUGCCGACGCGGCGGCCGAAGCGCGGCCGCGCGAACGAUGACGAGGACGGGGAGGACGACGGGGAGGAAGCGCCGCUUCGGCGGCCGAAGCGCGGCCGCGCGGACGACGCGGUGCCGGAGGCGGCGGCCGCCGAGGACCCGCCCGCCGAGGAGGCGCCACCCGCGCCGGAAGCGCCGCCGCCCGCCGCGGAAGCUGAAGCGGCGGCGGCGCGGCCGGCGGCCGCGGCGCCGGAGGACGAGGAGGACGAGGAGGACGAGUCCGACGACAUGGCCGUGGACCGCGCGGCGCUCCUGCAGCCGGCGACGCGGUGGCCGAGCGACGACGAGGCGCCGCGCCGCCGCGAGGACUCGCCCGGCUCCGAGGAGUUCGAGCCCGAGGACUCGUCCGAGGGCGACGACGACGACGACGAGGAGAGCUCCAGCGACGGCGUGCGGCGGCGGUUGCCGCCGCGGCGCGCGGCGCGGCGGCGCACGCGCAACUCGAGGCGCGCCCGGAGCCCCUCGUCCUCCGUCGAGCGCUACCCGCGACGCGAGCGCCGGCCGGCGCGGCCGAUCAACGUGUCGGGCCUGAGCCCGAACCAGGGCCUCGCGGGCGCGCCGCCGCCGCGCGGCCGCCGCGGGCGCGACGGCGGGGACGACUGGCGCUACAAGAGCGACAGCGAUGGCGGCGGCGGGGGCCGCGUCGGCGGCUACGCGCCGAGCCCGCCGCGGCGGCCGCCGCGCCGGCGGCGGCCGCCGCCGCCGCCCCUGUUCGACUCGGACGACAGCUCGGUCGCGCGGCGCGGCGCCGACCAGCUGUCGCGGCGGCGGUCGCUGCCGCCCCCGAAGCACGACCUCGACCUCAGCUCGUCGUCGGACGAGGACGCCGCGGCGGCGGGCGCGGCCGGACCGGCGCCGGCCGUCGCGCCGUUCCAGGGCGUCGCCGGGCUGGACCACCACCUGAAGGCGCUCGAGGAGAUGGUCCUCCUCCCGCUCAAGGAGCCGAACCUGUUCAAGAGCCUGGGGAUCACGCCGCCGCGGGGGGUCCUCUUCCACGGACCGCCGGGCACGGGCAAGACGUUGGUAGCGAGGCAGCUCGCGCGGGCGUGCUCCGCGCACCUCGUCAAGAACCGGCCUCACGACGACAGGGCCGAGGCCAAGAGGAGCGGCGUGGCGUUCUUCGUGCGGAACGGCGCCGACUGCCUCUCGAAGUACGUGGGCGAGGCGGAGAAGGCCCUCGGCAGUCUCUUCGACGAGGCCAAGGCCAAGGCGCCUUCCAUCAUCUUCUUCGACGAGCUGGACGGCCUCGCGCCCGCGCGCGCGGCGGGCCGCGGCGGGAGCGGCGAGCUGGCGCAGCACUCCGUGGUGGCGACGUUGCUCGCGCUCAUGGACGGCCUCGCCGACCGGGGCGACGUCGUCGUCAUCGGCGCCACGAACCGGCCGGACGCGCUCGAUCCCGCGCUGAGGCGGCCGGGCCGGUUCGACCGCGAGCUGCAGUUCUGCGCGCCGGACGAAUCGCAACGGCGGGCCAUCCUCGCCCUGCACACGGAGAGCUGGGCGCCUUCGUCAAAGCCCACGCCGCAGCUGCUUUCAGCAUUGGCGGCGCGGACCGCCGGGUUCUGCGGCGCGGACCUGCGCGCGUUGUGUACGGAGGCGGCCCUGGCGGCCGUGCGGCGCGCCCGGCCGGACCUCUACGAGAACACCCCCGGGAGUAGGACCGCCGUGGUGGUCAGCGCGAGGGACUUCGAGGCGGCCGCGCGCAAGGCGGCGCCGGCGGCGCUGCGGCGCAGCGACCUGGACGUCGACGCGUGCGCGCCGCAGGCGCUGGCGCCGCACCGGGCGCCGCUGUACCAGGCGUCCGUGGACGAGGCCCUGCGGGCGCUGGGCGCGCGGCCGCCGCCCGCCGCCGCGGAGCCGACGGGGGCGUCGGCGGCCUUCGCGGCCGCGAUAUCGGCGCGCCGCGCGCCGCGGAAGGCCCUGGCCCCCUUCGCGGCGCCGGCGUCCCUCGUUCUGGCGGCCGCGGACGGCGCGCGGUCGCGGGACGUCGUCCUCGCGGCGGUCGCGCACGCGUUCAAGGCGCGGGGGGCCGGCGUCGCGGAGUGUGGCUACGCGACGCUCCUGCGGGACGCCGCGCGCACCGGUCUGCCCCUGGACGCCUGCCUCGCGGCGCGCGCGCGGGACGCGCGGCGGACGGCGGCGCCGCACGCCGACGCGGUCCUCGUCGUCCAGGACGUCGACGGGUGGUCGGCGCGCGCGCCGGACCCGCUCCACCUCGCGUUCGCCGCCAUCCUCAACGAACUACGCCGGGACCAGCGGCUCGUCGUCGUCGCGACCGCGGCCGACGCGGCCGCGCCGCGGCCGGCGUGGCUCGCGGACGCGGCGCUGGUGGUCGUGCCGCCCGCGUCGCCGGCGGCGCGGGCCGCGUUCUGGACGGCGGGUCUCCUGGACGUGAAGGCCGCGUUCCGCGCGGCGCUCGAGGCGCUCGCGGCGCCGCCGCCUCCGGCGGCGGAGGCGCCGGCGGCGGCGCCGCCGGCGCCGGCGCCUCCAAAGGCCGUCGUGGCGAAGCGGGACGACGCCAAGGCCCGGCACUGCUGGCGGGAGCUGCGCGUGUUUCUGCGGGCGUGCUUGCGGGAGCUGCGGAGCGACCGGGCCCUGGCGCCGCUCUGGCGGCCGGUCGACCCCGAGGAGCAGCCCGAGUACCUCGCGGUCGUCGCGGAGCCGCUGGACCUGGGCGUCGUGCGGGCGCGCGUCGACGCGGCCCGGUACAAGACGCUGGGCGCGUUCCUGGAGGACGUCGGAAGGGUCCGGACGAACGCGGCGAGGCUCCGCGCGGCGUUCCCCGGCGACGCGCGCGCGGACGACCUCAGCCACGCGGCGCACAACGCCGAGGACCUGUGCCGAAGCAUGGCGCACGCGUUCCGGCGGAAGCUGGGCUGGGACCUCGUGGCCGCGUGCGACCGGCUGGAGAAGCGGAGCCUGCGGCGGGACCGCCGGGCCGCGCGGGCCGCGGUCGACGCGGCCCUCGCGGCGCGGGCGGCGCCGCCGGACACGCCGGAGCAGCCGCCGCCGCCGCCCGUCGUCGGCGAGGACUCGUCGCCCGACCCGACGGACGCGGACGGCCCCCGGCCGCGAAAGAACGAGGCGGACGCCGUCGAGCGGGCCUCCCAAAGCUUCGCGGCCGCGGUCGACGCGCUGCAGCCGAGGCUGGAGGCGGCGACGGCGGCCUGCGACGGCGCGGCGCUCGAGCGGCGCCUGGACGGCCUCUUCGACGCCGUCGCGUCGAUCGACGACGGAGCGCCGGACGACCUGCCGGGCGUCGCGGCGGCCGCCGCGGAGCGCGUGCGGCGCGCCGCGGGCGAAGAUGCGGGCGACCGUUGA